AAACUAAACGUGCAACAAAGCUGAACGUUCAGCAGGAAAUAGAACCGUAAAACCUGGACGAGCGCCUCCUGUCUCUCUCUCUCUCUCUCUCUCUCCCCUCUGAGCGCGUUUGGAUGGAAAUGCUGCCGCUUGGCCACUAGAGCGACAAAGUACAGCGAGUCUUCAUGAGCAACUAGGCAGUCCGAAUGAAUGGAGGGCAACCGGAUGGUCGAUCGGACACCAGUCCACGCAGCACAAUCCGGCUCCAGCAGCCUGCGCCUUGUGUAAAGUUGCUGGGAGGAAAUCCCUCCUUGGAGCGGCGGCUUUAAAAGCCCCCACCCGGAGAAGAUCUUCGUCCUCUCCUAAUCCCCUCAUUCCCGUGCAGACCGAGCUUCACCAGCAGAGGUGCAUUGUUUUGUCUUUUGUUUUUCCUUUUCAUGUCGACGCAGAGGAGAGCUCUGCUCCUUUUUUUUUGUUCCUGCAACAGGUCAUCAUUUACCGCAGAGCGCUGCGUCCGUCCAGCCUGCAGCCGGAACAACCCCCCCAGCGCAGCGCCGGGUAGUUCGGGGAACUUUCCGCUGGCGUGCGCCGAGCGAUGCUUGGCUUUACUUUUUUUGUCUUUGGCUCUGUGAUCUGAGCUGCGUGCUGCAUUGUGCUCCACGCCGGACCGAGCCGAGCCGAGCUGUCCCGAACCAGCCUGCGCGCAACGAUCCGUCUUCAUGGCAGCGGGGAGCGAAGUGAAAAUGGCCCCAACAAUGAGACUGCCGAACACGCAGUAGCGUCGGAUCUGCGCGGAGCUUCGAAACGCCGACAAAGACCAGAGAAGGAGCUCGUUUUUUGGAGGAGGAGGAGGAAGAGGAGGAGGAGGGGGGCUCUGUGAGAAGGACUGAUGGUUCCGAACAAGUGGAGCAUGAAUUCGGUUCUGCACAAAUCGCCUCCAAGGAGCUGGCUGGGACUCAGAUUAAGACUGAAUGAUAAGCCGGUCCAGGAGGAAGACUGGGUGGUGUGCCAGCACCCGGAGUGUCCUGACCACCGGAGGGCCUCUAAGGUUUGCCACCACCCGGACUGUCAGGACCUGAACGGCAAAGGCCCGCUUCAUCUGUGUGAGUCAUGUGACUCACGAUGCCAUCCAGAGAGCGCCGACAACAUGCACUUUGACCGACACCCUCGAUUCGACCUGCAACCUCAAGCUUCCAUCCUGGCUCGGAACGUGUCCACGCGCUCCUGUCCCCCACGCACCAGCCCCCCCUCCGAUCUGGAGGAAGAGGAUGAGGGGAGCAACGACCGCGGAGAGCGUAAAACGGUGGGGAUGAAGUUGGGAAAGAAGAAGCAAAGGAGACGACACACUGACGACCCCAGCAAGGAGUGCUUCAGCCUCAAGUUUGACCUCAACGUGGACAUCAACACAGAAAUCGUGCCUGCCAUGAAAAAGAAAACACUGAGAGAGGUUUUAGGUCCGGUGUUUGAGAGGAACGGCAUCGAGCUGUCACAGGUCGACUUGUUCCUCGAUCAGUCCAAUACUCCACUGGCGCUCCACUUCGAGGCCUAUCGCUUAGGUGGACACUACCUCAAAGUUAAAGCACGUCCCGGUGACGAGCUGAAGGUGGUGCAGGGUGUGAAAGACUUCCGAUCGCACAGCUUGCCCAUCAUGAAGCCCCCUGAUGGUCAGAGCCCCUACAUCCUCACCCCGACCAGAGAGAAGGUGGCCCACGAGUCUCUGGGACGCCGUGAAAGCAUGGAUCUGUUGGGUCAGGCGCGGCGGAGGAAGAACAUGACGGAGUUCCUGGGGGAGACCAACAUUCCCACCCCGGACGCCCUGGGACAGCUGGGCGGCUCGCUGCCCAGCGUCGGGGCCGGGCCGGACAGCUGGAAGAACCGCGCCGCCAGCCGCUUCAGUGGCCUGUUCGGCUCCAACGCCGGCGCGGGGCCCUUCGGCAAGGAGGGGGACCGUCUCGAGCAGCUCCAGAGCAAGCUCCACUCCUACUCGUUAUUUGGGCUCCCCAAGGUGCCGCGGCAGCUCUCCUUCCACCACGACUCCUGGGAGGAGGAAGAGGAGGAGCCCAACCUGGUCAUGGAGGACAGCUGGCAGACGCUGCUGGACAAUCCUGAGGCGCUGACGAGGCGACAGUUCCACCAGCAGGAGGCGAUAUGGGAGCUGCUGCACACAGAAGCCACCUACAUAAAGAAACUCAGAGUCAUCACCGAUCUCUUCCAGUCUGGGCUGCUGAACCUGCAAGAAAGCGGCUUGCUGACGGAUGUGGAUCCCACCAAGCUGUUCAGCAACAUCCAGGAGAUCGUGCGGCUCCACACCUCCCUGUGGAACCAGGUCAUGCUGCCGGUUCUGAGGAAGGCCAGGGAGGCCCGGGCCCUGCUGGACCCCACUCACCUCCACGACGGCUUCACCACGUUUGGCUCGAGGUUCCAGCCAUACAUCCGUUACUGCAUGGAGGAGGAGAGCUGCAUGGAGUACAUGCGCACGCUUCUCAGGGACAACGAGCUCUUCAGGACCUACGUUACGUGGGCAGAGACCCACAAGCAGUGUAACCGUCUGAAACUGGCCGACAUGUUGGCAAAGCCUCACCAGAGGCUGACCAAAUAUCCGCUCCUGCUGAAGAGCGUCCUGAAGAAGACCGAUGAGCCGUCGGCCCGCGACACCGUUAACAGCAUGCUGGUCACGGUGGAGAGAUUCAUCAACAGCGUGGACUCGAAAAUGCGUCAGCGUCAGGAGGAGCAGAAGCUGGCCACGAUCUCCGCCCGCAUCGACUCCUACGAGGCUGUGGAGGGCAGCAGCGAAGAAGUGGAGAAGAUCCUCAAAGAGUACAACCGCUUCGAUCUAAUGACUCCCAUGAGAGAGACGCCGCCGGAGGAGACUCGACAGCUGCACCUCGAGGGAGCCCUGAGGAUGAAAGAGGGCAAGGAGAGCAGGAUGGAGGUCCACUGUUUCCUGUUCACCGACCUGAUGUUAAUCACCAAGUCGGGGAAACGCGUCGAAAAGAACAAAAUCAUCAGACAGCCUCUCCUCCUCCACAAUGUCGUCUGUAAGGAGCUCAAAGAUCCCGGUUCUUUUAUCCUCAUCUACCUCAAUGAGUUCAAGAGUGCAGUAGCAGCCUACACUUUCCAAGCCAACAGCGCCGCCCAGGGGCGAAGCUGGAUAGAUGCAAUUUGCAACGUCCAGAACCAGCUACAGAAGCUCCGCAACCAGGAAGCCCUUCGGCAGCAGGACAUUCAGAAGAAAUGCACAGCCGAGGAGGAGGAGGAAGAGGAAGACGAGAGCAGCAACUCCACUACGAGCUCGCCGGUCCUGCGGCACAAGGACGGGCAGAACUCAAGCCAGUCGGACGGCUCGACUGAGACCCUGUCUGUGAUGGACGUCGACGAGCCGGCCGAGCACCAACAGUCUCCUGCCUCCAGCACAAACUUCGAGGAGAGCUCCAGCAAAGACUCGGAGCCUGACCCGGUUCUGCUGUCGGAGAGGUCCGAGCUCCAGCAGCCGGCGCACCGAGCGUAUCCCAGUGUUUACAUCGAACAGAUCCAGGAGGAGAACGAGGAGCUGGACCCUCAGCGUCGCUCCCUCUCCAUGGACAGCGCUUACGGUACCCUCUCUCCUGAAUCCCUGAUGCAGCUCCAGCCCGUCCAAAGUGAGGAUGUGGAAGUGGGAGAGCGGGAGGUGGAGUUCGGCGAGCCAGAAAUCGAAGAAGUGGAUGAAGAGGCGGUAGAAGAAGAAGAAGAAGAGGAGGAGAACGAGGAGGAGGAGGAGAACGCGUCUGUGGGGUCCCAGCUGUCGGUGGUGCAGUCGUCCAAACCUCGCCGUCGGCCGCAUGUGCACUCCAGGCUUGAAUGCAUGCAGAGGCUGUCCCCUUUAACCUUUUCUCGCUCCGAGGACAACCUCCUCCAACGGGUCCACCACGAAGACCCCGUCUCUCGCACGCACUCCCUCAACUCCGACUCCCAGGAGCUGGACUGCGAGGACAUGGACAUGUCCUCUCCGGCUCCGAGGAAGAAGAGCUUGUCGCAGCUGCGGCGGAACGGCCUCAACCGAUCCGAGGACUGCCUGAGCGUGAGCAUGCCCGCCGGGAAGCUGAAGGCCAUCCUGAACCGGGCCGAGGCCAUGGACAGCCGGCGCAGCCCCGACGGGCCGCGCGAGGGCCCCGAGCCGGAGGAGCAGACGGUCGCGCCCGGCAGCUCGGACAGGAAGUGCGAGACGGCGGCAGACGGUAACUCGCCUAGAAACAAAAAGAGGAAACCUCCGGCCCAGCAGCACAAGAAGCUGACCCUCGCUCAGCUCUACAGGAUACGCACCACUCUCGUCCUCAACUCCACGCUAACGGCAUCGGAGGUAUAACUUCUCUUCCAAACGGCAGACCGGCAGUUCGCGGACAACACAAGGGUUGACGCUUGUUUUGUGUGGAUGGACUGACUUUCUAUAGACACGGAUAUGCACUCUCUGUCAUGCUGCCCCUCUCCCUUGCAGUUGCUACUUUGGAAGUUUUUCUUUUUAUUUAUACAACAGCAAUCCCAUAUUUGUUUUUUUUUAUGGUUUCUAAAUUCCUCGAUUUAAAAAAGGGAGGGGCAGAGAGACGUUAACUGCCUGCACUUUGCAACAGAAGUAGCACUGGAGGGCUGGAACCUGCAGCGAGGAGGCGUCCAGGCGGAGGUCCGACAACCUCGUCCCUGCACUCCAGACAGGAGGCGUCGCGACUCUGCGCUUCCUCUCACUCGUGAGUUGAAGGCGGAGCAGCAAAUCUUGAAUGCGCCUGUGUGUAUUGACAAGAAGCAAAAAAAAAAAAAAAAAGAUUAAAAAAAGAAAACUUUGACACUUGUACUGCUCCCGAUUUUCUCCAGCAAACGAAGCGAUUGCGCCGUUUUCAACACUAAACGGUGAAUUCGUCAGCCGUCAAAUCAGUCGUUUGCGUUGGAACGUCGUCUUUGACGCGUUUUCGAGUCUUGACUGAACCAAAACUGAUCCUCUUCUCCUGUCAACAUGCAAACCCACCCAAAGAUGGGAGGCCUAUGUAGCCCUUCAGGGGAAAAAAAAAAAAAAAAAUCACAUUUCAGCUUAUACAUUUUUUCCCCAACUUCUUGUUUACUGUUCACGAUUUUUUUUGUUGUUGAACUAAUGACUAAAAAUGGGUGACUGAAGCCGUUUCGUUAUUUUUUUUUUUCUUUUUCUGCACUAUACGUGUUCCAGCUUGAGGCGCACACGAAAAAAAUGACAACAGAUUUACGCGAAGAACGGAAAGUCGCACUAGCACGUGUUUCUUUCUCUUAGUAACGCUAGCAGGUUGGAGAAAGAGGUUUGUGGUGAUUAUUCUGCAGAGCUUUAGCUGAACAGCUUUCUCCAGGAGAUUGUAAAAAGCUUUCCAGAUUGGUAAUUCACUCCAAACAUUGCCCAAACCAAAUACGUAAAUAACAUUGUUUACUUCAGUUUUUUUUUUUCGUUUGUAUGUAAUAUUUAUUACCCCUGCUAUGUUUUAUAUAUAAGAUAUUGUUUAUAUUGUUUGCUUUCAGGAUUUGUAAAUGUCUUUUUUUUUUUUUGUUAAUAUUUUUUUUGUCUUGUCAGACAUUAAUGUGCUAUGAACCAAAAUCAUGUCUUUUCUUUCAGGAAUGACGAGAAAGUGUCUUAUGAAAUAAUAAAAAAAAAAUUACAAAAUAAA
Fundulus heteroclitus (mummichog) is the source of this 5633-nucleotide messenger RNA. RefSeq names its product pleckstrin homology domain containing, family G (with RhoGef domain) member 5b (gene plekhg5b). Lineage: Eukaryota; Metazoa; Chordata; Actinopteri; Cyprinodontiformes; Fundulidae. Gene Ontology annotation, cellular component: plasma membrane; axon; endocytic vesicle. Gene Ontology annotation, biological process: Rho protein signal transduction; endothelial cell migration. The transcript has 21 exons. The record is from RefSeq and is a predicted model, not a curated record. Gene Ontology annotation, molecular function: guanyl-nucleotide exchange factor activity. The coding region runs from base 869 to 4321 and encodes 1150 amino acids.